Molecule: messenger RNA, 3352 nt
Organism: Mercenaria mercenaria
Lineage: Eukaryota; Metazoa; Mollusca; Bivalvia; Venerida; Veneridae
Product: zinc finger MYND domain-containing protein 10-like
Exons: 13
Coding region: 64-1449 (461 amino acids)
Biological process (GO): motile cilium assembly; outer dynein arm assembly; inner dynein arm assembly
Cellular component (GO): centriolar satellite; cytoplasm
Source: RefSeq, a predicted model, not a curated record
GCGCACCGUUUUAAAGUGAAACAAGUUUUCGCGUGUCAACACAUUUUUUGUUUUUCGUUAAGAAUGGGAUCUGAAGGUGCAGGUCAGGUUUUGCUGCCUAUAGAAGCCGAAGGAUGUGUUGAAUCUUUAAAACAGUUCGCUCUUAAAGAUAUUGGGGGACCGCUGUGGUCAGCCCAGCAUGAAGUAUUAGAGAAACUCAAUAUGCAAGCUGUUGUCAAUGCCUCUGCCCAAGAAGAUGAAUUUAUCAAAGAUUUUCUCAUUUCUUGUGAUAAGCUUUCUCUCCUUAUCUAUGAUCUACUGUUGACGGAGGUAUGGAAAGAAAAGAUUUUUACAGAAAUACUGGACACAGAGGGUUUUGAACCCAAAACAACUUUUCCUCUAUAUAUGGCUCUUUAUCAUGAAGCGACAGUUGCAAAUUUAUUGGAGACUACCCUAUUUUAUCGUGAAGUUUGUGAGGCGGCAGAAGAUUCUGUCCUUGACCUUGUAGAUUACUGCUACAGGAAGCUGACACAGCUUGUCGCCAGAAGCGAGGAAAGCCAGGAAGAAAAAGACGAAGAACUGGAUGCCACCCAGUCUGUGUCAGCUAUGGCUAAUGCAUCCAACAUGGAGGAACUGGAAAAGCAAGAUAGAAAAUUGAAUUUUGAGAUCUGUAUAAAGGCAGUGUCCAUGCUUAGAUACAUUGUAGAUCAUCUAGAGGGACUACCAUUGAGUGUUCUGACUAGGAUAUUGAAUACACAUGAUAUACCUAUGUUGCUCCUACAGCUUAUUGAGAGCCCUCCUUGGAGCCACAAGAAAGAUGGUAAAAAUUACAAGUAUAUAGAUGGUAAAUGGACACAAGUAGAUUUUGCAGACAGCUUGAAAAUCACAAAGAUAGAGGGACAGGUGUGGUUGUCCAUUUAUCAGCUGCUGAUGUCACAGGCUUGUCAACAAAAGUAUGAGUUGGACACAUUUAGGAAAAAUACUAUACUAAAGUUAAGAGCAUUUAUGACAGAGCCAAUGCUAGACCAGAUCCCGAUGUUGGGAGAGAUGCAGCGAUACCUCGAACAUCUGUCCAUGAUGGAACCUCCACCACCUAGGAGAGAAGUCAUUCUCGAACAGGUUCCAGAGGUGAGGGAAAGAAUUCUUCAGGCAAAUGAAGGGAAAUGGAGGAAAAUUGCAAAGAAACAAAUGAAAUCUUUCUUUGAUCCUUCGAGAAGUGAUCUCAAAAUGCAAGCGAAGCGAUGGGCAGAUACUUACAACUUUGAUGUAAUUGAGGGGCUUCUGUCAGAUCCACCAAAAUGUGCUAACUGUGGUUUGGAUGCCAGUAAACGUUGUUCACGCUGUCAGAAUGAGUGGUACUGUAGAAGGGAGUGUCAGGUUGAGAAUUGGACCAAGCACAAGAAGGCAUGUGACCUCAUGUACGACUCACUUAAGAAAAUCAAGGAACAGGAACAGAAAUCAGACAGCUAGUCACUGUUGUCACGAAAUAUGAUAUUGGUGCCAGUGUAAUGUCAGUUCUGAAGUGAGAGAAUUGUUGUAAGGGAAAAAUCAUUAUUUGUUACUUUCAUCUGAAGCGCAUUUUGAUUUUGAAACAAGUUUUUGAACUGAAAUUCCUUUAAAAGGUGAAGAUUCUAUCUUUUUAACAUUCAAGGUGUAUGUAUAGUGUAUUUAUAUCAAUUUAUUUAUAUCAUAACUUCCGUCCAGUGUUGUGAGAUUGUAUUGAAGCUACUGUGCAAUCGUUUAAUUUUGUGGGCAUGAACUUUGGUUGCUUCAUCAAAACUUACUAUUUUCGUUGGGACAUGAAUUUGUUGGUUUUAAAUUCAAAGAUACAGUAAUAGAGAUUUUGUUUGUUUGUUUGUUUUGUUGAGGUAGAAGUUUGUGGAUUGACGCAUGAAAAUUGGUCCCUCAUGAUUAUUUAUGAUUUCAAAGAAGUUUUGUUGUUGUAGUUAAUUCAUUUAUUUCUUGUAUUAAAGCUGGGAUUCCUCCAACAUUAUAAGCUUGGAAGUAAAAUGAUUUCAAUUUUGCAAGUGUAACAUUUGAAAGCCCAUUACGAAACAAAACGAAAGUUGAAAAAUGGUUGUUUUGUUGAUUUGAAAUGGUACACAUUUUGAGAUUUACUUUCAGACCUGAUACAAAAUGUACACAGUAUUUAUAAAUUGAUAUUUUGUUAAUACCCAGAAAGUGAUUUGCACCCAAAAACUAAGUGGCAUAUUUCAAUGUAGUAGUAAAUGACUUGUGUAAGACAAGUGACAUGAGAUAACAUUAUCUCACACCUUUACUUUAUUUAGAAUAUUUUACCUCAUAGGUGAGAAAAAGAAGGGCAUGAUUACUCACAAAAACAUCAAAGAAUGCACACAUAAUGAAUUGUGAAAUUCAUAGAACUAUUGAACCAUUUCCAAGAUCUUUUUUACUUACUCAUGACUUAUGUUUACAUAAACAAACAGAUACCUUUUUAGCACGUCUGAUUUUUAAAAAAAAAUCUAUGAGGUAUUGUCGUCACGAGUGUAGGCCAAGAUCCAUAACUCUGAUAUGCAUUUUGUUAGAAUUAUGGCCCUUUUUGUACUUAGAAAAUUUGAGUUUCUUGGUUAAAAUUUUUGUUUAGGUCCACCUUUUCUCAAAAACUAUAAGAGCUACAGCUUUGAAACUUUGCACACUUGUUUAUCAUCAUUAGGGGACUAUAUAGACAAAGAACCAUAACUUUGAUAUUUAUUUUAUCAGAAUUAUUGCCCUUUUUAUACUAAGAAAUUUGAGUUUCUUGGUUAAAAUUUUGUUUAGGUCCACCUUUUCUCAAAAACUAUAAGAGCUACAGCUUUGAAACUUUGCACACUUGUUUAUCAUCAUGAGGGGACUAUGUAGACCAAAAACCAUAACUUUGAUAUUCAUUUUAUCAGAAUUAUGGCCCUUUUUGUACUUAGAAAAUCUGAACUAUAACUCUUUUCUUACAUAUUGUCCAGCACUUGCAUACAAGUGAUGGCACCCGUAGGUGGUGCUCUUGUUUAAGUUAAAACCAUAGAAAAGUUUUUCUUUAACGGAGAAAAGUAUAUUAUAAUUUUUUAAGAAAAAAACUAUUGGAAAAUAUUCACAUAGUAGUUGCUUUUAACACAAGCACUCAAAUGUUCAACAUUUUAAGUUUAAUUUGACUAGAAAUUGUUUUUUACAUUGGCAUAAAACCUACCAAAAAUAACCAAAAAUCCUUUUAAAACAUCAGAAAUUCAGCUAAGUUUCAUUUUGUCAUGCAGUAUUUAUAUUUCAUUAAAAUUUUACAUUCCAAAAUGAUUUCUAUUAUUUGUGGAAAGAUUAUAUCUAUAUUUUAUUUUUGUAAGAUUUGUAAUUUGUUCUUACUGUUGAGAGGAAAUAAAAAAAAACUAAAGUA